AUGCUAUCUGUGGCAUUUUUAAAAGACAUUCUUGGAUAUUUAAAUGUACUUAAUACUGAGUUACAAGGGCAAAAAAAGUUAAUUUGUGAUCUGAUAUCAAGUGUAUCUGCUUUAAGACAAAAACUUGAAAUCUUUGAAGAAGAUAUAAAAAAUCAAGAUUUUAUUCAUUUUCCAACAAUCCUAGAAUAUAAAAAGACUUCCGAUAUAAACUGCAGUAUGUUUUUAAGUUUUUUGUCGGACCUUGGUGAAGAAUUUGGUAAAAGAUUCAAAGACUGUGCAGAAAUUGGAAAUCUGUCUCAAUUUCAAAUUUAG
Molecule: messenger RNA, 312 nt
Organism: Macrosiphum euphorbiae (potato aphid)
Lineage: Eukaryota; Metazoa; Arthropoda; Insecta; Hemiptera; Aphididae
Source: the annotation of a GenBank genome assembly